Molecule: messenger RNA, 1302 nt
Organism: Aspergillus japonicus CBS 114.51
Lineage: Eukaryota; Fungi; Ascomycota; Eurotiomycetes; Eurotiales; Aspergillaceae
Exons: 1
Coding region: 1-1302 (433 amino acids)
Source: RefSeq, a predicted model, not a curated record
AUGACAUGGUUGAACUGCUUCUGGCACCCAGGGAGUACGGAACCGGAGACAUGUGCAAUGUGCAGGACGGCGCUAGGCGCCCGCCGAGGGCUCGCGAGUCAUGGAUUUCCGCCGGUGCUGGAAGGACAGUGUCCGUGCUGUGGGCCAAAUGGCUUCAUGCAGCCGAGUUGUCAGAACCUCGAAUGCCACCGCAAUCGAAGACUUCGCGUCCUCCGGGAGCAGGCACGCGAUCCUGACCGGCACGAUCCUCCUCCCCCUGGCCCCCAGUUUCCUGGUGGGAUCAGGGGCCCCCGCACCAUAUAUUGCAUCAUGACGCAGGAACAGGAAGCCCGCCUUAGCGAAUACGAACGCUCGCUUCCCGGGGAGCGACUUGAUUUGGGGGUGCCCAUGCCCACUUUAAGAACGGCCCGCGAUAGCGAGGGCCUUCCUCAAGACCCCCGGGGGGCUUGGAGUUGGAUGCAGUAUAACCGACAGAUGCUCGAGUGGGAAGUUCUUCAGGAGCUCCAGAAAUGUGAUAGACGAGAGUAUCUACAGCGAGAGGUCGUGCAGCAGCUGAAUUCCAGGAAUGGGAUGCAAGAUUCGGAAGAUGCGGUUCCGAGUAUCAGCAGCACCACUAACGGUGACCCCGGCCCAAGAGAUCGAGCGUUGGAGCGGUUGCAGACGGCUCGGUGGGCAGAGCCAGACCCAGCUCCAGUGAUAUCGACCGUCGACAUCAUACGCUUCAUUUUCAAAUCUUCCAUACCCGAGUCCUACCUGGCUUUGAUCGAGGAAUAUGGAGAUCGCGAGGUAGCCCCGAGCACGGCGAUUGCAAUCCAGAAGCUGCUAAUGCGGCAGGCAAUCGGAAGGCCGCUGAAUUGGGCUGUUCGCCUUGAUACGCCGGUGCGAGUCGACCGCCCUGUCCCAUGUAACUGCAAUCCGCGGCGCGGUCCGGCACUGAGCAUCCCUAAGGUCACAACUCGGCCCGGUUCCACUUCCUAUCGACGGAGGCCUUAUUCCAGUUACCGGCCUGACACACGCGACUCCAGAGUGCUGAUUCCAACUUGCCCCUGCUGCGGGGUAUACGCGACAGACAUGCCAUGGCCAACGUUUCAAGGCGCAACCUUGGAUAACCCUCUGCUACACGACGACACUGCCCCUCCACCCGAGGUUCCAGUUACCGAUAUACCCCGUCUGCCGGCUCAGAAUCUCAAUCUUCCAAUGGUUGAAUAUGUUAGCAUGGAUCUGGAAGGGAACGUCAUAGACGAGGCAUUUGAAGCCGCAAGUGAGUAUGGUGAGGAAGACGACCAGGAUGACAUGUGGUGA